Messenger RNA from Maudiozyma barnettii, 3174 nucleotides. It is a transcript of the gene ISW1, whose product is annotated as chromatin-remodeling ATPase ISW1. Gene Ontology annotation, cellular component: nucleus; chromatin. The transcript has a single exon. The record is from RefSeq and is a predicted model, not a curated record. Gene Ontology annotation, molecular function: ATP-dependent chromatin remodeler activity; DNA binding; nucleosome binding. NCBI's taxonomy places the organism in Eukaryota, Fungi, Ascomycota, Saccharomycetes, Saccharomycetales, Saccharomycetaceae. Gene Ontology annotation, biological process: nucleosome organization; regulation of transcription by RNA polymerase II. The coding region runs from base 1 to 3174 and encodes 1057 amino acids.
AUGAGUGCAACAGAAGAAUACUGGACGCAAUUGAGGCCAUAUCAAGAAACCACUCCAAAGGGAGACGGCGAACUGAAUAAAAAAACAUAUCUAUUGAAGAAUACAGGUGCUCAAAACUUUAAUAUUCAGAACACUGUCAAGAGAUUUCAACAUUUGCUGAAGAUUAGUGGUCUGUUUAAACAUUUUAUUGUGAGUAAAGCUACCAAAGAUGAAAGAUUUAAGAAAGUUUUGGAUAUUUUGAAUGAAAAAGAACUAGUACAAUCCUCGAAUGGAUCAAUACAUAAGGAUGCAAGACAUAGAAAGAGUGAGACGGAAGAAGACGCCGAACUGUUGAAAGAGGAAGAAGAUGAAGAUGAGGAGGAUGAAAAUUCUCAAUCUAUGUCGUCUAGGGAGUUUCAAUUUAGAGAAUCACCAGCAUAUGUUGAUGGUAAUUUAAGACCCUACCAGAUACAAGGUUUGAAUUGGUUAGUUUCAUUACAUAAGAGUGGACUGGCAGGUAUUUUGGCAGAUGAAAUGGGUCUUGGUAAGACUUUGCAAACAAUAUCGUUCCUUGGAUAUCUAAGAUAUAUCGAGAAAGUACGGGGGCCCUUCCUGGUUAUUGCCCCAAAAUCAACUUUAAACAAUUGGCUUAGAGAAAUUAAUAAAUGGACACCUGAGGUAAAUGCCUUCAUCUUACAGGGUGAUAAAGACGAGAGAGCCAAGUUGGUUUCAAACACGUUAAUGGAAUGCAAAUUUGAUAUUGUAGUUGCAUCAUAUGAGAUCAUUAUCAGAGAAAAGGCUGCCUUUAGAAAAUUUGAUUGGCAAUAUAUUGUGAUAGAUGAAGCACAUAGAAUCAAGAAUGAGGAGUCGAUGUUAUCACACGUAUUAAGAGAAUUUACGUCUCGUAAUAGAUUAUUGAUUACUGGUACACCUUUACAAAAUAAUUUGCAUGAAUUAUGGGCUUUAUUGAAUUUCCUACUACCAGAUAUUUUUGCGGAUUCACAGGAUUUUGAUGACUGGUUUUCUUCAGAGAGCUCUGAGGAAGAAAAGGAUAAAAUUGUGAAACAACUACAUACCGUCCUACAACCUUUUUUGUUGAGACGUAUUAAGAAUGAGGUCGAGACUUCUUUGCUACCUAAGCAGGAAUUGAAUCUAUAUGUAGGAAUGUCAUCGAUGCAAAAAAAAUGGUAUAGGAAAAUUUUAGAAAAGGAUCUUGAUGCUGUUAAUGGUGCCAAUGGUAACAAAGAGUCAAAGACUCGACUAUUGAAUAUUGUUAUGCAGUUGAGAAAAUGUUGUAAUCAUCCUUAUUUGUUUGACGGUGCAGAACCUGGUCCACCUUAUACCACCGAUGAACAUUUGGUAUUCAAUUCCGCUAAGUUGUUAGUAUUAGAUAAGUUGUUAAGAAGAUUAAAAAAAGAAGGUUCUCGUGUUUUAAUUUUCAGUCAAAUGUCCAGAGUAUUAGAUAUAUUAGAGGAUUACUGUUACCUGAGAGAUUUUAACUAUUGUAGAAUCGAUGGGUCUACUGCACACGAGGAUAGAAUUGAGGCGAUUGAUGAUUAUAAUGCGCCAGACUCUGAUAAGUUUCUCUUCUUGUUGACAACACGUGCAGGUGGUCUAGGUAUCAAUUUAACUUCAGCAGAUAUUGUUGUUCUGUUUGAUUCAGAUUGGAAUCCACAAGCUGAUUUACAAGCUAUGGAUAGAGCGCAUCGUAUUGGUCAGAAAAAACAAGUUAAAGUAUUUAGGUUUGUCACAGAUAAUUCAGUUGAGGAGAAGAUCCUGGAGAGAGCUACUCAAAAAUUGAGACUUGAUCAAUUGGUCAUUCAACAAAAUAAACCAUUGACAAACAAAAAUAAAGAUAAGAACAAUGGUAAAGAUGCAUUAUUAUCCAUGAUUCAACAUGGUGCUGCAGAUGUAUUUGAGACAGAGAGUAAUGCAUCUAGUAAUGGUGGGACACCAGCACCUGGUACCUUGAAAGCGGAUGUGUCCAAAGAACAAGAGGUAAACCUUGAUGAAUUGUUGGCCAAGUCUGAGACGAAGAUGCAGUCAUUGAAUAGUAAAUAUGAAUCCCUUGGGUUGGAUGAUUUACAAAAAUUUAAUCAAGAAUCCGCAUAUGAAUGGAAUGGUGUUGACUUCAAGAAAAAGACUCAAAAUAACGUUAUUAAACCAUUAUGGAUUAACCCAGCUAAACGUGAACGUAAAGAAAAUUAUUCUGUGGAUGGUUAUUAUAAGGAUGUUAUGAAUACAGGUAGAUCGAAUACACCUACCCAUACCAGGAUGCCUAGAUUACAUUAUUUUGCCUCACAUCAAUUCCAAUCACCACAAUUACGAGUUCUCUAUGAAAAGGAUCGUAUGUGGAUGGCCAAGAAAUCUAAUUAUAAAGCCGUUCUUGAUGAUUUGAAAGCUGUUUUUGGUGACUCAUAUAAUGAUAAAGACAGCGACGAUAUCAAGAACCAAAAACUUCGGUUAUUGCAGUUGACAAUCGAUAAUGCAGAACCAUUGACAGAAGAAGAAUUGAAUUUGAAGGAACAAUAUGAGCAAGAAGGUUUCACAAAUUGGAAUAAAGUUGAAUUCAGAAAAUUUGUAUCAUUGAAUGGUAAAUAUGGUAGGAAUUCUAUUGAAUCUAUUGCUUCUGAGAUGACUGCUACCAAGACAGUUGAGGAGGUGCGUGAAUAUGCAGCUGCAUUUUGGUCACGUAUUGAAGAAAUUGACGAUUAUGAAAAAUAUCUAAAUAUUAUUGAAACGGAUGAAGAAAAAAUUGAAAAAUUGAAAGUACAACAGGAGGCAUUACGUCGUAAAAUGGCGCAAUGUGAAAAUCCAAUGUUUGAACUUACAUUAGAGCAUUCGCCAUCUAAAAAUUAUACUGAGGAAGAAGAUAGAUUUAUUUUACUCAUGUUAUUUAAAUACGGUCUCCAUCGUGAAGAUCUAUAUGAUGUGAUACGUCAAGAGAUUAAGAACCAACCAUUGUUUGAACUAGAUUAUAGUUUCAAACAAAAGACAGCUGCAGAAUUGUCUCGUCGUGGUACGACUCUACUGCAGUGCCUAGAGAAAGAAUUUAACUCUAAAAUUGUGAUGGAUGCUGACCUUAAGGAAAGACUUGAUGAAGAAGAUAAAGUUGGGAAAAGAACCAGGGAAGAGAUGGCAACUGCGCGUCACCUCGAGUUAGAAGAAGAACGUAAGAAAGUCAAAACAGAAUAA